This is a messenger RNA of Gastrolobium bilobum, 2022 nucleotides long. RefSeq names its product pentatricopeptide repeat-containing protein At3g14330. The record is from RefSeq and is a predicted model, not a curated record. Bases 74 to 2008 code for a protein of 644 amino acids. Lineage: Eukaryota; Viridiplantae; Streptophyta; Magnoliopsida; Fabales; Fabaceae. Gene Ontology annotation, molecular function: RNA binding; protein binding; zinc ion binding. Gene Ontology annotation, biological process: RNA modification. The transcript has a single exon.
CACCUUCAUUGGAGUUACUGAACUAACCUUAAAAAAAAAAACACAACCACGAUUCCUUUCUUUCCGCUGCAUCAUGUUCCCCGCCAUUUCUCUUCCAACCAACAUAACUGUCAAAACGAACAUAACUGUCACUUCCACACCCAGAGCCACAAACACUCACAAACACCAAACAAAACCUUUCAAUUCAACCCUAAAAUCUCUCUGCAAAUUGGGCAAAUUGAACGAGGCGCUUCGCCUCAUCGAAUCCUCAAAGCUCACAUCCAAUGAAGAAGAUAUAUCUCUCCUCCUCCAUGCCUGCAUUUGCAGAAGGUCAUUGGAACAUGGCCAAAAACUCUACCUUCACUUGCUUCGCUCUCAAGACACAAUCUUGGAGAACCCCAUGUUGAAGAGCAAGCUCAUCACGCUGUACUCUGUUUGUGGCAGAGUCGAUGAGGCUCGCCGUGUGUUCCAAGACGGAAUUGGCGAUGAGAACCUACCAGAAUCGGUGUGGGUAGCUAUGGCUAUUGGCUAUUCGAGAAAUGGGUUUUUCAAGGAAGCAUUGCUUCUUUACCGUGAGAUGUUGUCACGGUGUGUUCAGCCCGGCAAUUUCGCUUUCUCCAUGGCCCUCAAGGCCUGUUCUGAUUUGGCUGAUGCAUUGGUAGGCAGAGCAAUCCAUGCCCAAAUCGUGAAGCAUGAUGAAGAAACUGAUCAAGUUGUGAACAAUGCGCUUUUGAGGUUCUAUGUGGAGUGUGGGUGCUUUGAUGAUGUCCUAAGGGUGUUUGGGGUAAUGCCUCAACGAAAUGUGGUGUCUUGGAACACUUUAAUUGCGGGUUUUGCUGGUCAAGAUAGAGUGUUUGAGACACUUGAUGCUUUUAGGGUUAUGCAGGGAGAGGAAAUAGGGUUCAGUUGGAUUACCCUUACAACAUUGUUGCCAAUCUGUGCUCAACUCACUGCACUUCAUACUGGGAAGGAGAUACAUGGACAGAUUUUGAAGUCCAGGAAUAAAGCUGAUGUACCUUUACUUAACUCACUGAUGGACAUGUAUGCCAAAUGUGGAGCAAUUGGUUAUUGUAAAAAAGUAUUUGACAGAAUGCACAGCAAGGAUUUGACAUCAUGGAAUACAAUGCUGGCUGGAUAUUCAAUCAAUGGGCAAAUAGAAGAAGCGAUUGCUUUGUUUGAUGAAAUGAUAAGAUCUGACAUUAGACCAGAUGGUAUUACCUUUGUUGCCUUACUGUCAGGUUGUAGCCAUUCAGGGCUAACUAGUGAGGGGCAAAGAUUGUUUAAUGUGAUGGAAGAUUAUGAGGUGAAUCCAUCUUUAGAGCAUUAUGCUUGUUUGGUAGACAUAUUAGGCAGGUCGGGGAAACUUGAUGAGGCAUUAAAUGUGGCAGAAAAUAUUCCAAUGAAACCAAGUGGCAGCAUUUGGGGAUCAUUGCUUAACUCGUGCCGGCUUUAUGGUCAUGUUUUUCUUGCAGAAACAGUUGCGGAGCGGUUGUUUGAAAUCGAACCUAACAAUCCAGGAAAUUAUGUGAUGCUUUCAAACAUAUAUGCAAAUGCUGGGAUGUGGGAAGGUGUUAAGAGAGUUAGGGAAAUGAUGGCCAUAAGGGGCAUUAAGAAAGAUGCUGGAUGUAGCUGGAUACAGAUAAAGCAUAGAAUUCAUACAUUUGUUGCCGGAGGGAGCUAUGAUUUUCGUAGUUCUGCUGAGUAUUUGAAAAUUUGGAAUGAGUUGUCAAAUGCCAUUAAGGACUCAGGAUAUAUCCCUAACACAGAUGUCGUUCUUCAUGAUAUAAAUGAAGAGAUGAAGAUAAUAUGGGUUUGUGGGCACAGUGAACGGCUUGCAGCUGUAUUUGCACUCAUCCACACUGCUGCUGGAAUGCCAAUCAGGAUUACUAAGAAUCUUCGGGUUUGUGUCGAUUGUCACUCAUGGAUGAAGGCUGUUUCAAGAAUUACUAAGAGACUAAUUGUAUUAAGAGAUACGAAUCGGUUCCACCAUUUUGAAAAAGGUACUUGUUCUUGUAAGGACCAUUGGUGACAAAGGUCAUCAUG